Hypomesus transpacificus is the source of this 12114-nucleotide messenger RNA. It is a transcript of the gene dnah7, whose product is annotated as dynein, axonemal, heavy chain 7. Gene Ontology annotation, biological process: microtubule-based movement. NCBI's taxonomy places the organism in Eukaryota, Metazoa, Chordata, Actinopteri, Osmeriformes, Osmeridae. The transcript has 63 exons. Bases 1 to 11781 code for a protein of 3926 amino acids. Gene Ontology annotation, molecular function: ATP binding; ATP hydrolysis activity; dynein light intermediate chain binding. Gene Ontology annotation, cellular component: dynein complex. The record is from RefSeq and is a predicted model, not a curated record.
AUGGAAGAUGCUAGCCUGAUACCAGAGAAGCCUCGCAGCACUGCACUGCCCAAGAAAGACCGCGAGCACUUCCGCAGUGCCCUCGUCAGCAUAAUCCUGCAGCAAGAACCCACCGCAGGUAAACCCCUUGCAGAGGACAGUCAGCCCCCGACCUGUGGCUCCCCCACAGCCACAGAGAAGGACGUGCUGAGAUAUUACUAUUACAUCCGUAAUGGGAUUGACACUGAACAUGUGGCGGCUAUGGAGGACUCUUGGUUGGAGAAUGUUCUGGACCUGGUCCCAACCCACCUAAAGAUGCUGACGAAAACCAUUGAGAAUCUGUCUGACGAGAUGAGGGAAGACUACCUGCUGAGUGUGAAGAAAGCCAUCGUGGACUUUGUGCUCAGAGACCCAAGGAUGAAUGAUGAGGAGAACACGAAACAUCCUAUUCCUCACAGAGCAGAAAUGGAGUUGGUGCCCAAGCCUUGGAAUAAAUCCUUUCAUCAUGCUCAGAAGAGCAUGAAGGAAGGACUGCACUCCAUCAACCCCACUAUGCUGCAGGUGCUGGAUUUGUGGCAUGUGUCUUUUAAGAAGGUGCGCCUCAUUGAUGUGGAGGAGUUCCAUAACACACAGGAGUCUAUGGAACUCUCUGUCUUCCAGCACCUGGUUAUCCGUCACAUCGAGAGUGCCAAGGACAUCCUCCUCAAGAAAUGGUUUCCUGAAGUCCAGCAUAUCUACUACCAAGGGAACAAGCGCAAGAUGGUGCCCAGCAACACCAAUGCAGCCAAACUGCAGUCUUUCUUUAACUGUGUGGCAGGCCUGAUGACUUCCCAGCUCCAGAGCCUUGCACUGGAGUCUAUGCAGGACUACACACAUCUCAUUAGUCAAAAUCCGCUGUCAGUACGAGCCCACGAGCACCCUGGCUUUGUCCUGAGACUCAUCCUGGACCAGAACCACAUUCAAUUUGAGCCCAACUUCAAAGACUUUGAGGUCAUCCUCCUAAACGUGUACGACAUGAUGCUGAAGUCUGUCAGCCUGGUGCCUCGUGUGGAGACCAAGCUCUACUCUGAAUGGCCGGGCGGCCAGUGCGGGGGAAGCCUGAGGCCUGUGGUCCUGGCAGAGAUCCUGGAGGCCCAGCAGGAGGAGGUGAGAAGGGUGGUCCGCUCGGAGAGUGCUGGCCCCAGGGAGCAUGUGCGCCUGUACGACAGGUAUGCCUCGCUAGUGUCCCAGCAGGCCCUGGAGGACGUGGAGCAGUUCCUCCGUGAGCAGCACUCCUUCCAGGAGAUCAUGGUGGAGGUGACGCGCUACCAGCAGCUAGCAGACGAGAUCCAGUACGACUCCAGCAAGGUGGUACGUCUGGGCAUGUUUGAGGUCCACUCCCACGAGCUGGUGAGAGCCCUCGUGAAGCGUGCAGAGGGACUGUGCCAGAAACUCAUCGCCCGCAUGUUACAAGACCAUCAGGUGUUCAACCAGAAGCUCUGUGAUGAAUUUGAGAAGAUUGCAGAGAAAUUACUGAGCACGCCCAGCAACACCCAGCAGCUGAUGGAGCUGAAGACGUACGUGGAUGUGGUGCAGGCCCAAGAGAUGUCCUUGCUGGAGAAGAAGCUGUCAGACUCCAAGACACGCCUGUGCUUCCUAGUGGACUAUGUGACCUUUUCGGCUGUGGACAUGCGUCUGAACAGGCAGACCUUCCAGUGGCACACCCGCAUGCCCUCCAUCCUGGAGGAGCACCGACAGAUCACCAAGCAGAAAGAGGAGCAGUACCAGGGAGGCCUCAAGCUGCGCUGUGAGAGGUUUGUGGAGGAACUGGAGAGCUACGCCAAGCAGGUCGAGGAGUUUGUGACCUUUGGAGACCUGUCAGAACUCAGCAAAUACCUGAAAAAGGCCCAGGCCCUCAACUCCAAGCUGGAUGUUGCCAUGGAGAAGAUCGAGGGCUUUAACCAGGAAGAGGAGGCGUUUGGCUGGCCAAUAACCCAGUACCCCAACCGGAAGAAGGUCCAGGAACGCCUCACACCCUUCCUACGGCUUUACGAAACUGCCGCUGACUUCCAGAAUCACCACCACCAGUGGGUCCAUGGCCCUCUGUCCGCCGUCAACCCAGACAAGGUGGAGGGAGAUGUAGGGAGCUACUGGAGAGCCCUCUAUAAGCUGGAGAAGAACUUCCAGGAAACACCCAAGGCUCUGCACAUCACCACCCGGGUGAAGGCAGAGGUGGAGGCCUUCAAGGAGAACAUUCCUAUAGUGCAGGUACUGUGUAACCCCGGUCUCCGUGACCGCCACUGGGACGCCAUGUCGGCGGCGGUGGGCUUCCCUCUGCGCUCAACUGAGGAGGCCUGCGUGGCUCGCUUCCUGCCCAUGAACCUGGACGCCCACCUGGGCAAGCUGGAGGGAAUCAGCGAGGCAGCCAGCAAGGAGCACUCCCUGGAGAAGGCCCUGGAGAAGAUGAUCCAGGAGUGGGGAGACAUGGAGUUCAGUCUUCUGCCCUACAGGGAGACUGGCACCUGCAUCCUGUCCUCCGUGGAGGAGGUCCAGACAUUGCUUGACGACCACAUCGUGAAGACCCAAACCAUGAGAGGAUCACCGUUCAUCAAGCCCUUCGAGCGAGAGAUACGGGAGUGGGAGGGCACCCUGCUGCUGCUGCAGGAGAUCCUGGACGAGUGGAUGAAGGUGCAGUCCACCUGGCUGUACCUGGAGCCCAUCUUCAGCUCCCCAGACAUCAUGGCCCAGAUGCCCGAGGAGGGCCGGCGCUUCACGGCCGUCGACAAGACCUGGCGAGACACCAUGAAGCAUGUCUCCCUGGACAAGCAUGUGCUGGCCGUGGUGGCCAUUGAGAAGAUGGUGGAGAAGCUGAGGAAAUCCAACGAGUUCCUGGAUAUGAUCUUGAAGGGCCUCAACAUGUACCUGGAAAAGAAGCGCCUCUUCUUCCCACGAUUCUUCUUCCUGUCCAACGACGAGCUGCUGGAGAUCCUCUCCGAGACCAAAGAUCCCACUAGGGUCCAGCCCCAUCUAAAAAAGUGCUUCGAGGGCGUGGCCAGUGUGGUGUUCACUGACGUGCUGGACAUCACCCACAUGAUGAGCAGCGAGGCGGAGGUGGUGGGGCUGCUGGACACCAUCUCCACCUCCAAGGCCCGAGGUCAGGUGGAGAAGUGGCUGCUGGAGCUGGAGAAUGGCAUGCGCAGCUCCCUGCAAAAGGUGAUCGGGGAGGCCAUUGAGGCGUAUCCCCAGGACCAGAGAACCAGCUGGGUGCGGGCGUGGCCAGGCCAGACCGUGCUGUGUGUCUCCCAGGUCUACUGGACCAAGGACAUCCACGAGGCCAUUGCUUCAGGACAGAAGGCAUUGAAUGCGUACCUGCAGCAGAACAACAGCCAGAUAGACGACAUAGUGACGCUGGUGCGAGGAAAGCUGUCUAAGCAGGCCCGCGUGACUCUGGGGGCGCUAGUAGUGCUGGACGUCCAUGCCAGGGAUGUGCUCUCAUUGCUCUGCCAGAAAGGCAUCAGCGACGAGAACGACUUUGAGUGGCUCAGCCAGCUACGCUACUAUUGGAUGGAAGACACGCUCCAAACCAAGAUGAUCAACGCUGGUCUGGCUUACGGCUACGAGUACCUAGGGAAUACCCCCCGUCUGGUCAUCACCCCCCUCACUGACCGCUGCUACAGAACCCUGUUUGGGGCGCUGCACCUGCACCUGGGUGGGGCCCCCGAGGGCCCGGCGGGGACGGGCAAGACCGAGACCACCAAGGACUUGGCCAAGGCUGUGGCCAAGCAGUGUGUGGUGUUCAACUGCUCCGACGGCUUGGACUACAUCGCCCUGGGGAAGUUCUUCAAGGGCCUGCUGUCCUGUGGAGCCUGGGCUUGCUUCGACGAGUUCAACCGCAUCGAUCUGGAGGUGCUGUCAGUGGUGGCCCAACAGAUUCUCACCAUCCAGAGAGGGAUCACCUCCCAUGUGGAGCUGCUGAUGUUUGAGGGCACAGAGCUGAGGCUGGACCCAUCCUGCUCCGUCUUCAUCACCAUGAACCCAGGCUACGCUGGCCGCUCCGACCUGCCCGACAACCUGAAGGCUCUGUUCAGGACGGUGGCCAUGAUGGUCCCGGACUACGCCAUGAUUGCUGAGAUUGUGCUGUACUCGUGUGGCUUCGUCACUGCCCGUCCCCUGUCAGUGAAGAUCGUGGCCACCUACCGGCUGUGCUCAGAGCAGCUGUCCUCCCAGCACCACUACGACUACGGCAUGAGGGCUGUCAAGUCCGUGCUGACCGCCGCUGGAAACCUCAAGCUGAAGUUUCCUGAGGAGAACGAAGACAUUCUGUUGCUGAGGUCGAUCAUAGACGUUAAUCUGCCCAAGUUCCUGGCCCACGAUCUGCCGCUCUUUGAGGGCAUCACCUCGGACCUCUUCCCCGGGGUCAGACUGCCUAAGCCGGACUAUGGCCUGCUGCUGGAGGCCAUCAAGGAGAACAGUGACAAGAUGAACCUGCAGGUCACAGAGUUCUUUGCAGAGAAGAUCCUGCAGAUCUUUGAGAUGAUGAUCGUGAGACAUGGCUUCAUGCUGGUGGGGGAGCCGUUUGGAGGCAAGACCUGCGCCUACCGUGUGCUGGCGGCCGCACUGCAGGACAUGCACAACAUCUGUGACAAGGGUCUGAUGGAUGAGAACCGGGUCCAGAUCACAGUCAUCAACCCCAAGUCCAUCACAAUGGGCCAGCUGUAUGGCCAGUUUGACCCCGUCUCCCAUGAGUGGUCCGAUGGCAUCCUGGCCGUCAGCUACAGAUCCUUCGCUACCUCCCAGACCCCAGACAGGAAGUGGCUGAUCUUCGACGGUCCGGUGGAUGCUGUCUGGAUUGAGAACAUGAACACAGUGCUAGAUGACAACAAGAAGCUGUGUCUGAUGAGUGGAGAGAUCAUCCAGAUGUCCCCACAGAUGAGCCUCAUCUUUGAGCCUAUGGACCUGGAAGUGGCUUCGCCCGCCACGGUGUCUCGCUGUGGGAUGAUCUACAUGGAGCCUCACAUGCUGGGCUGGAGGCCUGUGAUGCUCUCCUGGCUCAACACCCUGCCCUCCACGGUCAAGCCCAUGCACAGAGACAUCAUCACAGGCCUUUUUGACAGGAUGCUGCCUGCCUGCCUGCAGCUCAUACGCAAAGCCACCAAGGAACAUUCCCCGACGUCCGACACCAACCUGGUAAAGUCCCUGAUGAACCUGAUGGACUGCAUGCUGGAUGAGUUCAGAGACCAGGCCAAGAUGAAGAGCCUGGAUGAGAGAGACGUUUGCUCCUGGCUGGAGGGCAUCUUUGUGUUCUGCCUGGUGUGGUCAGUAGGAGCCAGCUGUAAUGAGUCUGGCCGUGUGAAGUUUGACUCUGUGGUGCGGGAGAUGCUGGAGGGAGCCCUAAGCGAAGACACACGAACACGCCAUGGUAUCCUGAGCACCGUGGAGCCCCCCACCAAGCAGCUGACCGUGGCUCUGCCUUCUGAGGGCUCGCUCUACCAGUACCUCUUCAUCAAGGAGGGCCCUGGGAGGUGGGAGCUGUGGACAGACCAGCUGAAAGCAGCGCCCCCUAUUGCUAAGGACCUGCUGUUCAGCGAGAUCAUCGUGCCCACAGAGAACACUGUGUGUUCCACUGCCCUGAUGGAGCUACUCAUCACCCACCAGAAGCCCACCAUCUUCAUCGGACCAACUGGCACCGGCAAGAGCGUCUACAUCAUAGACUUCCUGUUGAACCGCCUGAGGAAGGAUGUGUACAGCCCCCUGCUCAUCAACUUCUCCGCUCAGAGCUCUGCAGCCCAGACCCAGAGCAUCAUCAUGUCCAAGCUGGACAAGAGGCGCAAGGGCAUGUAUGGCCCCCCGCUGGGCAAGAGAACGGUGGUGUUUGUGGAUGAUGUGAACAUGCCGACCAAGGAGACCUACGGGGCCCAGCCCCCUGUGGAGCUACUGCGCCAGUGGCUGGACCACUGGAACUGGUACGACACCAGGGACUGCUCCACCAUACAACUGGUGGACAUCCAAAUAAUGUGUGCCAUGGGCCCACCUGGUGGAGGCAGGAACCCCAUCACACCUCGCUUCCUCCGACACUUCAACACGGUGACCAUCAAUGACUUUGAUGAGAAGACCAUGUACACCAUCUUCUCCCGAAUUCUGGACUGGCACCUCAACAUACGGUUCUCUUUCCCUAAGCCAUUCUCCAGCUUGACCUCCCAGAUCAUCCACGCCACCAUGUCUGUGUACCAGGAGGCCACCAGGAACCUGCUGCCCACCCCCGCCAAGUCUCAUUACCUUUUCAACCUGCGAGACUUCUCCCGCGUCAUUCAGGGCAUCUGUCUGUCCCGUCCAGAGACAGCAGAGCAGCCUAGCCACAUCAAACGCCUCUGGGUGCACGAGGUGUGUAGGGUGUACUAUGACCGGCUGGUGCAGGACUCAGACCGAGCCUGGAUGGUGAGCCACCUGCAGCAGGUGUGUGGCAGCUGCCUGAAGGAGGACUUCCAUCAGCUGUUUCAGCACCUUGACCAGGACCAGGACGGCCACGUCACCGAGGACGACCUGCGCAGCCUCAUGUUCUGCCACUUCCACGACCCCAAAGGAGAAGACCGCAGCUACCGCGAGGUGCAGCAUCUGCAGCAGCUGCGCCAGGUGGUGGAGUCCCACCUGGACGAGUACAACAACAUCAGCAAGGCCGUCAUGAAGUUAGUGUUGUUCCGCUUUGCCAUCGAGCACGUAUGCCGGGUGUCGCGCGUGCUGAAGCAGCCCCGCGGCCACGCCCUGCUGGUGGGGGUGGGAGGGAGUGGCCGCCAGUCCCUCACCCGCCUGGCCGCCCACAUGGCGGAGGCGGAGCUCUUCCAGGUGGAGAUCUCCAAGAGCUACGGCCUGGCCGAGUGGCGUGAUGACCUGAAGAUGAUCAUGAGGAAGUCGACGCAGGGAGAGACUCACGGAGUCUUCCUGUUCACCGACACACAGAUCACGAAGGAGUCCUUCCUGGAGGACGUCAGUAACCUGCUGAACACUGGAGAGGUGCCCAACCUGUUUGCGGUGGACGAGAAGCAGGAGAUCUGUGAGCGAAUGCGCGUGCUGGACCGCCAGCGGGAGCGAGACAAGCAGACGGAUGGCAGCCCGCUGGCGCUGUUCAACAUGUUCCUGGAGCGCUGCCGCUCUCAGCUGCACGUGGUGCUGGCCAUGAGCCCCAUCGGAGACACCUUCAGAAGCCGCCUGAGGCGCUUCCCUGCUCUCAUCAACUGCUGCACCAUCGACUGGUUUCAGAGCUGGCCGGAGGACGCGCUGCAGGCUGUGGCCUCCCGCUUCCUGGAGGACGUGGAGAUGACGGACGAGUCUCGGGAGGGGUGCAUCAACAUGUGCAAGAGCUUCCACACCUCCACCAUCACGCUGUCGGAACGCUUCCUGUCGGAGCUGCAGCGCCACAACUACGUCACGCCCACGUCCUACCUGGAGCUCAUCUCCACCUUCAGGACCCUGCUGGAGAACAAGAGAGCCGAGGUGAUCAAGCUGAAGCAGCGCUACGAGGUCGGUCUGGAGAAGCUGGAGUCGGCUGCAUCCCAGGUGGCCAGCAUGCAGGUGGAGCUGGAGGCCCUGCAGCCAGAACUGCGUGUGGCCAGCAAGCAGGUGGACGAGAUGAUGCUGGUGAUCCAGCACGAGUCUGUGGACGUGGCCGAGACAGAGAAGGUGGUGAAGGUGGAUGAGGCGGUGGCUAACCAGCAGGCCAUGGCAGCCAAGGCCAUCAAGGACGAGUGUGACGCUGACCUGGCCAUUGCCAUGCCCAUCCUGGAGUCAGCCCUGUCAGCCCUGGACACCCUGACCAACCAGGACAUCACAGUGGUGAAGUCCAUGAAGAGCCCUCCCCCGGCUGUGAAGCUGGUGAUGGAGACCAUCUGCAUCCUGAAGGGGCUGAAGCCUGACAGAGUUCCAGACCCCUCUGGCUCCGGCAAGAAGGUGGAGGACUUCUGGGGUCCUGCCAAGAAGCUGCUGGGAGACAUGAAGUUCCUCCAGAGCCUUCACGAGUAUGAUAAGGAUAACAUCCCAGCCAACCUCAUCGCCAUCAUCCGGCAGAAAUACAUCACCAACCCAGACUUUGUCCCAGAGAAGAUCCGCACAGCAUCCACCGCCGCCGAGGGGCUGUGUAAGUGGGUCCGCGCCAUGGAGUCUUACGACAAGGUGGCCAAGGUGGUGGCCCCAAAGAAGGAGAAGCUGGCCCAGGCUGAGGGAGAGCUGAAAGUGGCUAUGGACAGCCUGCGCAAAAAACAGGCGGCCCUCAAGGAGGUCCAGGACAAACUGGCCAAGCUGCAGUCCACCCUGGAGACCAACAAGAGCAAGAAAGCCAGCCUGGAGAACCAGGUGGAGAUGUGCAGCAGGAAGCUGGAGAGAGCGGAGCAGCUGAUUGGCGGCCUGGGCGGGGAGAAGACUCGCUGGAGCGAGACGGCCUUCAACCUAGGAGAGCUCUACAAGAACCUGACCGGAAACAUCCUUAUCUCAGCUGCCAUCGUGGCCUACCUGGGGGCCUUCACCUCCAGCUAUAGACAGAGCCAGACCCAGGAGUGGAUGGCUCUGUGUAAGAGCAGAGAUAUCCCCUGCUCCAGCAACAUGUCCCUGAUGAGCUCCCUGGGAGACCCUGUGAAGAUCCGCUCCUGGACAAUCGCUGGGCUGCCGUCAGACACCUUCUCCAUAGACAAUGGCAUCAUCAUCUCCAACGCCAGAAGGUGGCCCCUCAUGAUUGACCCCCAGGGCCAGGCCAACAGGUGGGUGAAGAACAUGGAGAAGGCCAACAGCCUGCACAUCAUCAAACUGAGCGACGCUGACUUUGUUCGUACUCUUGAGAACUGCAUUCAGUUUGGCAAUCCUGUGCUGCUAGAGAACAUCGGGGAGGAUCUAGACCCCAUCCUGGAGCCGCUGCUGCUGAAGCAGACCUUCAAGCAGGGUGGCAGCAUCUGCAUCCGGCUGGGAGAUUCCACCAUCGAGUACUCCCCCGACUUCCGCUUCUACAUCACCACCAAGCUGAGGAACCCCCACUACCUGCCAGAGACCUCCGUCAAGGUGACGCUGCUGAACUUCAUGAUUACGCCCAAGGGCAUGCAGGACCAGCUGCUGGGCAUCGUGGUGGCCCGGGAGAGACCCGACCUUGAGGAGGAGAAGCAGGCCCUCAUUCUGCAGGGGGCCCACAACAAGAGGCAGCUGAAAGAGAUCGAGGACAAGAUCCUGGAGGUGCUCUCCUCGUCCGAGGGCAACAUCCUGGAGGACGAGACAGCCGUCAAGAUCCUGUCCUCCUCCAAGGUCCUGGCCAAUGAGAUCUCAGAGAAGCAGGCCAUUGCCGAGGCGACGGAGGUGAAGAUUGACGAGACGCGUAUGGGCUACACGCCCAUUGCUGAGCACUCGGCCAUCCUCUUCUUCUCCAUCGCCAACCUGGCCAACAUUGAGCCCAUGUACCAGUAUUCCCUCACCUGGUUCAUCAACCUCUUCAUCUGCUCCAUCGACAACUCAGACAAGAGUGACGUGCUGGAAAAGAGGCUGCAGAUUCUGAGAGACCACUUCACCUACUCACUGUACGUCAACGUGUGUCGCUCGCUGUUUGAGAAAGACAAGCUACUCUUCUCCUUCUGUCUCACCGUCAACCUGCAGAUGCACGUCAAGCUAGUAGACAAGAGCCAGUGGCGUUUCCUGUUGACCGGGGGGGUGGGCCUGGACAACCCCCACUCCAACCCCUGCACCUGGCUGCCCAAGAAGGCCUGGGAUGAGAUGUGUCGUCUCAGCCAGAUGGAGGCCUUCAAGAACCUGCGCAAGGACAUGGCUCGCCUCAAAUACAAGUGGAAAGAGGUGUACGAUAGUCCGACCCCACACCACAGCCCUUUCCCAGAUGAGUGGCAGACCAACCUUGGACAGUUCCAGAAGAUGUUGGUGAUCCGCUGUCUCAGACCAGACAAGAUCGUCCCCAUGGUCCAGGAGUUUGUGGCGGGCAGCCUUGGCCGUCCCUUCAUCGAGGCUCCGCCCUUCAACCUGGGCCAGGCGUUUGGGGACAGCCACUGCUGCGCCCCUCUCAUCUUCAUCCUCUCCCCCGGCUCAGACCCCAUGGCCGCCCUGCUCAAGUUUGGGGACGAGCAGGGCUUCAGUGGCAGCAGGCUGACGUCUCUGUCUCUGGGCCAGGGCCAGGGCCCCAUCGCCAUGAGUAUGAUCCAGACCGCAGUGAAGGAGGGCAGCUGGGUGGUGCUGCAGAACUGCCACCUGGCCACCUCCUGGAUGUCCACUCUGGAGAGGGUCUGCGAGGAGCUCAACCCAGACUCCACACACCCAGACUUCCGCCUGUGGUUGACCAGCUACCCGGCCGCCUCCUUCCCCGUGGCCGUGCUGCAGAACGGGGUGAAGAUGACCAAUGAGGCGCCCAAGGGCCUUCGCGCCAACAUCGCCCGCUCCUUCCUCAUGGACCCCAUCUCAGACCCAGAGUUCUUCUCAAGCAGCAGCAAGCCGGCUGUGUUUAAGAAACUGCUGUAUGGCCUGUGCUUCUUCCACGCCCUGACCCAAGAGAGGAGGAAGUUUGGUCCUAUUGGAUGGAAUAUCCCCUACGAGUUCAAUGAGACUGAUCUCCGCAUCUCUGUCCAGCAGCUGCACAUGUUCUUAGAGCAGUAUGAGGAAGUGCCCUUUGACGCCAUCCACUACAUGACAGGAGAAUGUAACUACGGAGGUCGAGUGACGGACGACUGGGACCGACGCACCCUGCGUACCAUCCUGUCCAUCUUCUACACCCCCAAGAUCAUCCAGGACCACGACUACAAGUUUGACCCCAGCGGCCUCUACUACGCACCCGCAGAGGGGGAUUAUAACAGCUACAUCGAUUACACCAAGGCCCUUCCUCUCAACCCGUCUCCGGAGAUAUUUGGAAUGAACGCCAAUGCUGACAUCACCAAGGACCAAACAGAGACGCAGCUCCUCUUCGACAGUAUCCUGCUCACACAGUCGCGCUCCUCCGGGGGCGACGCCAAGUCGUCAGACGACAUGGUGUAUGAUGUGGCAGCAGAUGUCCUGAGCAAGCUGCCACCAGACUUUGACAUUGAGGCGUCCCUGCGGAGGUUCCCCACCAGCUACAGCCAGAGCAUGAACACUGUGCUGGUGCAGGAGAUGGGCCGCUUCAACAACCUGCUGAGAGUCAUCCGGGACUCCUGCAUCAACAUUCAAAAGGCCAUCAAGGGCCUGGUGGUGAUGUCUGCAGAGCUGGAGGAGGUGGUAAACAGCAUUCUGAAGGGCCGUAUACCUGGGAUGUGGAUGAAGAGGUCGUAUCCCAGCCUGAAACCACUGGGCAGCUACAUUAAUGACUUCUUGGACAGGCUUAAAUUCCUCCAGGAUUGGUAUGACGAGGGAACGCCAGCCAUCUUCUGGAUGUCUGGUUUCUUCUUCACCCAGGCCUUCCUGACCGGCGGCCAGCAGAACUAUGCUCGCAAACACACCAUCCCCAUCGACCUGCUCGGCUUCGACUUCCAGGUGCUGGAAGACAAAGAGUACCACCAUCCCCCUGAUGAUGGGGUGUACAUCCGAGGUCUGUACCUGGACGGAGCCCGCUGGGACAGGAGCAGCAAGCUCAUGGCUGAGUCUCACCCCAAAGUGCUGCAUGAUGCCAUGCCUGUGAUGUGGCUGCAGCCCCUCAGGCGCCAGGACGUACCCCAGAGGAGCAACUUCCUGUGUCCUGUCUACAAGACCAGCGAGCGCCGCGGCACACUCUCCACCACGGGACACUCCACUAACUAUGUAAUCGCCAUGACGCUCAACACCGACAUGCCGGCUGAGCACUGGAUCAGACGAGGAGUGGCACUGCUGUGCCAGCUCAACUCCUGAUGUCUUCCUUACACACAAUAAAACACCCUGCUUUAGCUCACAUGAAUUGUGAAGUGUCAGGGGGGCAGGGGUUGCACAAUGUUUCAGGACAGACUUGAUAAGGAGGAAAGUGUUAAUGGGAAAAAAUGUGGGUGAUGUACAAUCUUAGCUAAACCACCCGUGUGAUGUCGUCACAAACACAAGAAGAAAAUAAGCGCAACAAAAUUACCACAAACAACAGGCUCUAAAUCAACUUUAUUGUCUCUUAAUGGAAAUAACACACAAUCAGCGUGGAUGAUAAAUGCAAUGAAAACAUUUAAAUAUCCAAGUUAAUAAACAAUAAUAAAAUGAAAC